This is a messenger RNA of Penaeus monodon (black tiger shrimp), 1312 nucleotides long. RefSeq lists its product as uncharacterized. The record is from RefSeq and is a predicted model, not a curated record. NCBI's taxonomy places the organism in Eukaryota, Metazoa, Arthropoda, Malacostraca, Decapoda, Penaeidae. Bases 650 to 1312 code for a protein of 220 amino acids. The transcript has 3 exons.
AAGGGUGGGAGCGACGCCCCCUCCAGACGCGCUGCCAGACAUACGAAGAAAAAGAUUGCGUUAGUCACUUCGUCUCGCGCCUUGUAUCGUUUCCCUUCGCGUAUCCCUCUUUCAUUCCCUCCCCGUUAUUCCCUUUUCAUAUAUUUCUCGAUUCCCCCCAAUCCUCCAUUCGUUAUUUAAGAAAAGAGAAAGUGUAUGCGUAUUAAUCUACGUGUGUUCGUCAGGUGUAAAGGGUGUUCGUGCCGUAUAGUGAACUGUGUAUUGAGUCCCAGGCACAGGUACGCAGGUGUUUCUUGGCAUUAAAUUCCGCGGUAGGAUAGUGAGUGAACUUCUGUCCAAAGAUGGUGUUUCUUGUAUUAUAAUGCCGAGAGUCGAACCAGUGAACCGCAGUGUUUCGAAUCUUUGCAGUGUGAGCCUUUUGCUUGACGUUUUCGUGUCGCUCGAUGUUCUGAGAGGGAGACUAAAGAAAAUGUUAGUCUGUAGGAAACGGAGCAUGAGCGGUGUUUUUGUGUAAGUGUGUGGUUGUGGCAGUGCUGUUUUCUCUUGAGAUAAGUAAUUAAUACUGGCGGUGUAAAGAAGAAUGUUGCUGAUAGAGAAAGUAUUAAAUUGAAGCAAGUGUUUUGGGUGUUUCGUUCAUUACCUGUGAAACAUGAACGGCAGGCAGCCAUUACACAGGUUCUCGGGGCUCCUGGACCUGAACCGCCUGGGGUCCGAUGAGCAUCACCCAAGGGCCACCCCCUACUCCCCCUACCCUCCCCACCCCAUCCACCUCCUGCACGGCCAGCGCCGGCGGUCCUGGACGAAGCCCUCCCUCCUGAGGCAGACGCGGCAGACGAGGUCCGAGUCCAUCUCGGGGCCGAGCGUCGACUACGAGGUCGCCCGCGCCAGGUCCCUCGACGCGGACCUCCUGCGAGGUCGCAAGCGUCGGUCCUCGGCGGGCGACGAGGCGAUGGCGUCCUGCCCCGAGAGCGCCCCCCACUCGCAGGGCAGCAGCGGCAGCAUCUGCGAGGGCAACGAGGACGAGCGGGGCGGGGAGGGGGACGACGCGUUGCCGUCGAGGACGACCCGACGGCAGGAGAGCGUCACGUACGAGGAGUCGAUCCCGGUGAUAGUGCGGCGGAGGGGCUGCAUGCUCACCGUCAGGAUCGUGUCCGUCGACGACAUCGAGGAGCCGGCGCGGGAGCCCAAGUUGAAGUCGGCGACGCCCGCGCUGCCGCACCAGCCCAGGUCCCUCUCGACCCUCUCGCUGCCGCAGAGACUCAUUCAUGGGAAGAUUCUCUGGUGUUCCGGAGGGCUCUCAGAGAUGUUCUAA